GAUGUCACGCGCAGAUUCUGGCAUACGAUACAUUUUCGCCAGCUCAGCGAACUCGUUGGAGAACCGCUUUUUCCACGAUGCGUGGGGAUUGCUUCAGGUUUCAGGGUUCGACCAUUCUGGUUCUUAUCCAGUACAUGCGCUUUUUAUUUGGUGACGUUCUCAGCUUGACAACACGGCUGAGGACACACACACACACGACACAAGUCAACUUGUGCUGUGGUAGCAGGUCGCCUCCGGCAGGUGGCGCCCCAAGUCAGGCCAGGGAAGCGCUGGCGCGCUAUUGUUUCGCUUCCUCCUCCUCCCAUCGUCGCCAUGGUGCAGAUGAUGGAGUCUCAGUGCGAGUACUUCAUGUAUUUCCCGGCGGUACCCAUCACGGACCUGUCCGAGCCGGCCCGUUACCGAACCCUACCGCGCCGGAGCCACCUCUACCUGGGGGAGACGGUCCGCUUCCUGCUGGUGCUGCGCUGCAGGGACGCCGGCAGGGCAACGCCGACCGAGCCAGGCCCCGGUAAGGGAGGGUGGGGGAUGGGGGGGGGCGAUGGCGAUGGUCGCCACCGGGCCGGCCAGCACCACCACGACUACGGCAGCAGCGGCGACGAGGGCGGCGACGAGGGCGGCGACGACUACAUGGCGGCGGCGGAGGCGGCCAUCGCGGCGCUGGGCAGCAGGGUGGACUCGCGAUGUCGGACCUUCCGGGACUGCAAGCCGCUGCUCAUCCACAACUCGCGCGCGCCGGCCGGCCGCGAGUUCCGCAGGGCUCCGGUCCAGUCUCCCCUGGACGAGCCGAUGGUUCUGGCGGACGAGGUCAUCUUCCCGCUGACCGUCUCUUUGGACCAACUCCCCGUCGGCACCGUCAAAGUCAAGGUGAUGGUGACGGUGUGGAAGGAGGAGGCGGAGCAAGCCGAGGUGCAGGAGUUGGGCUACUUGAGCGUCCUGCAGCAACGAGAGCCCUCGCUCACCUUCAGACACGACCUGAACACCUUCAAGGCUCAAGUGAGCACCACCCUGAGCGUCCUGCCGCCUCCCGCCGUCCGCUGUAAGCUGAUGAGCGUUUCGGGGCGCCACCUGGCGGUGCUCAAAGUGCUCAACAAGGCGUCGCAGGAGGAGGUGCGCGUGCGCGACGUGCGCAUUCUGCCGGACCUCAACGCCUCCUACCUGCCCGUCAUGCCCGAUGGCUCCGUGCUGCUGGUGGACAACGUUUGCCACCGCUCGGGCGAGGUGGGCAUGGCGUCUUUCUGCAAGGUGGACAGCGCCGCGUGCCGCCUUCCCAGCAUGCUCGGCACCUUGGAGGAGCACGACUUCCUGUUCCAGCUGCACCUCAACAACAUGCCGCAGGACGAGUCCAAUGAGGGCAUGGAGGUUCCUCUGGUUGCUGUGUUGCAGUGGUCGACUCCCAAGAUGCCGUUCACCAACUGCAUCUACACCCACUACAGGUUGCCAAGCAUCCGCCUGGACCGCCCGAGGUUCGUGAUGACCGCCAGCUGUCCCAGCACCGUCGAGGUCAAGGAGCGCUUCAAGGUCAAAUAUGUGCUGCUCAACAACCUGCAGGACUUCCUGUCCGUGCGCCUCGUCUGGACUCCCGAGGGGCGCGGUCAGAGCGAGGACGCCGCGCCGUCGGCGGUGGUGUGUCACAGCCCCCUCAGCAACCUGGGCCACUGUCGCAAGGGCAGCACUCUGACUUUCAGCGUGGCCUUCCAGGUCCUCCGACCGGGACUCUACGAGCUCAGUCAGCACAUGAAGCUCAAGCUGCAGUUCACGGCAUCCGUGUCCAACCCGCCACCCGACGCCAGGCCGCUCUCACGUAAGAACAGCCCGUCCAGCCCGGCGAUGCGAGACCUGCUGGACCGCCACCAGGCCAGUUUGGGUCGCUCCCAGUCCUUCUCCCACCAGCAGCCGUCUCGCUCGCACAUGAUGAGGACGGGCAGCGCCAUGGAGCGGCGUGCCAUCACGCCCCCGGUGGGCUCUCCGGUGGGCCGGCCGCUCUACUUGCCGCCGCAGGACAAGAGCCUUCUGUCGCUGGACAAGAUUGCCAAGCGGGAGUGUAAAGUUCUAGUGGUGGACCCGCGACCCGGGGAGGACCUCUAGGAGGACAUCCGGGAGAACGCACCCUGCGAGCUCAUCUCAAAGGACGCCUGGGAGCAGGACAGUCCGGAGGAUGGCGAGGAGGACACCGAAAUGUCCUUCGAAAAAUCUUUUGCGUCGUGUGCAGUCUUCACCGCGGCAGAUCAUACAUCAAUACUCCCGGGCGUAUAUUCGUUAUCUGACUCCGGCGACUCCCUGAGAAGCGUCGGCCGUCCACGUGUACCCGUUUGUCCGUAUUUCGCCGCCCCGCCGUAGGCGCUCGAACAAGCCAAACGUCGACGUUCCC
This is a messenger RNA of Hippocampus comes (tiger tail seahorse), 2368 nucleotides long. RefSeq lists its product as uncharacterized. Gene Ontology annotation, cellular component: TRAPPII protein complex. Gene Ontology annotation, molecular function: alpha-tubulin binding. Bases 313 to 2085 code for a protein of 590 amino acids. The record is from RefSeq and is a predicted model, not a curated record. Gene Ontology annotation, biological process: cilium assembly. NCBI's taxonomy places the organism in Eukaryota, Metazoa, Chordata, Actinopteri, Syngnathiformes, Syngnathidae. The transcript is spliced from 13 exons.